UGUCAUUGGUUUUCCUUUGAUAUUGUUGAAAAAUGGCGAGUCGUGCUCAAAAUCGUCGUCCGACUCAAGAAGUCGAUAAUACUAUUUCAUAUGUUCAGUGUGAUGGGCUGGCGGCUAUGAAAAUGGUCAAGCAUUGCCAUGAAGAAUCUUCGGGCAACAUGGAAGUAGCUCAGGGUGCUUUGCUCGGAUUGGUUGUGGAUGAUCGGCUGGAGAUAACCAACUGCUUUCCAUUUCCAAAAUCGUCCGAUGAAACGAUAGACGAGGAAGAGUAUCAACUGAACAUGAUGCGUCGGUUACGUCUGGUCAAUGUGGACCAUUUUCACGUUGGAUGGUACCAGAGUGCGGAUGUGGGAAAUUUCCUCUCGCUGCCACUGUUGGAAUCGCAGUAUCAUUAUCAAACCAGUAUCGAAGAAUCGGUUGUGGUCAUCUAUGACACGCAAAAAUCCAAGCGCGGUUUUCUGACCCUGAAGGCGUACCGUUUGACUCCGCAAGCCAUUGCCAUGUAUAAGGAGGGAGAAUUUACCCCGGAAGCUCUGCGUAAUCUAAAGGUUGGCUACGAGAAUUUGUUUUUGGAAGUGCCAAUUGUUAUUAAAAAUUCGGCUUUGUGUAACAUCAUGAUGUCCGAAUUAGCUGAAAUGGUUCCGGAAGAGGAAGGAACCCAUUUCUUGGAUCUGGGAACCGCGUCUGUGCUGGAAAACCAUUUGCGCUGUUUAAUGGAUCGCGUCGACGAGUUGAACCAAGAGGCGAACAAGUUCAACAAGUAUCAACAGGCUGUUAUUAGACAGGAACAGGAUAAGCAUCGCAUGUUGGCGAAACAUGCUCAGGAGAACGCUGCACGUAUUGCGAAGGGUGAAGUAGCCGUUUCGGACGACGAGAUCAACAAAAUGUUCCGCCCGUUACCAGUGCCACCGAGAUUGAAUCCGAUGAUCGUAUCCGGUCAGAUAAAUACCUAUGCUCAGCAUAUUUCUCAGUUCUGUUCUCAAUCAUUGGCUAAACUAUACAUGACUCAAGCCUUGCAAGGAGCAAAAGACAACAAGCAGUAAGAUUUUUUUGAGGAAAGAAACUACAAACAGUGUUAAGCAUCAAAGCGUGGCGUAUUCCAUUGAGAAGAACUGUUAACGAAAAGUAAAUAGUAUAAAAGGCUAAAUUCAAUAGCAACUGAAUAAAAAUCAUUCGAUUGGUACUCAAAAUCAUCUGAAGACUAUUUCCAAAAUAAACGCUAAAUACAAACUGCAA
Molecule: messenger RNA, 1236 nt
Organism: Malaya genurostris
Lineage: Eukaryota; Metazoa; Arthropoda; Insecta; Diptera; Culicidae
Gene: eIF3h
Product: eukaryotic translation initiation factor 3 subunit H
Exons: 3
Coding region: 33-1043 (336 amino acids)
Cellular component (GO): cytoplasm; cytosol; eukaryotic 43S preinitiation complex
Molecular function (GO): metallopeptidase activity; protein binding; translation initiation factor activity
Source: RefSeq, a predicted model, not a curated record